Messenger RNA from Penicillium cinerascens, 984 nucleotides. RefSeq names its product fructose-1,6-bisphosphatase. The coding region runs from base 1 to 984 and encodes 327 amino acids. Gene Ontology annotation, biological process: sucrose biosynthetic process; fructose metabolic process; fructose 1,6-bisphosphate metabolic process. The record is from RefSeq and is a predicted model, not a curated record. Gene Ontology annotation, cellular component: cytoplasm. Lineage: Eukaryota; Fungi; Ascomycota; Eurotiomycetes; Eurotiales; Aspergillaceae. Gene Ontology annotation, molecular function: fructose 1,6-bisphosphate 1-phosphatase activity. The transcript has a single exon.
AUGGCCAGUCAUCUCAAAUCCAUGUUACUGCCAAAUGGCCGCACAGAGCUGUGCAAUUCGGUGCUACCGGCACUUCUGGACUGUAUCUCCGACAUCGCAAAGUCGCUACGCGAGUCACAGCACGUCUCCCAAGCUGGCACCACAAACGCAUUUGGUGAUAGCCAGUUGAAUGUCGAUAUUGCAGCAGAGAACCUUAUUCGAACAGCGCUUGCAAAGUGCCCCUCCGUAUUGACUGCGAGCAGCGAAGAGGAGCCCGUGGAGCGGCCUGCUAGCGACGGCCGAACCGUGGAUGACGUGUCUCCUACAUCAGAAAAAUACACAGUCGCCUUCGACCCUCUAGAUGGGAGCUCGAUCAUUGCGCCUAAUUGGACUGUGGGCACUAUUAUAGGCAUCUGGGACGGUGCGUCGGCGAUCCACCAACAGCCUUCGGAGAAACAAAUUGGCGCCGUCCUAGGAAUCUAUGGGCCCCGCACUACAGCUAUUAUAGCCCUGAGGGUCCCCGGCAGCGAGCCCUGUUGUCUUGAGAUCGGGGUUGGAGGUUCUGGGACACAGGACCAUCAGGUCAUUCGGUCCAAUGUGCAGCUCGCGGACCCGCCAUUUACGACGCGUUACUUUGCCCCGGCCAAUCUCCGGGCGGCAGCAGAGAGUGAGAACUACAUGCGAUUGAUUACGAAGUAUAUGGAGAAGAAAUAUACAUUGCGCUAUAGUGGUGGGUUGGUGCCAGAUGUGGUGCACGCGCUGGUGAAGGGUCACGGUGUAUAUUUGUCCCCUGUGACAGGCGCAAGCGAGGCGAAGCUGCGUCGCUUGUAUGAGCUGUUUCCUAUCGCGCUGAUUGUGGAAUGCGCGGGAGGAAAGGCCAUUGAUCCUGUUGAUGGGGAGGAUAUUCUGAGUCGACCCUUGGAGAAUUGUGAUGAGACGGCGGGUUUGGUCUGUGGAACAGCUGAGGAGGUCGACAUUGCAAAAAGCGCAUUGCUCCAUGCAUGA